AUGCUGCUGGUGGUGCCGUUCCGUAGUUCCUUCGUUGACGUACCGAUAUUCCACGACGCUCCAGAUCGAUACCUACCCACCUACGUAAUGGGUGUGGAUUCCCUGUUUGCACUGUUCCAUGAUUCUCCAACUAUGACAGUACCAUCAUCCCCCGAUGUGGAGGUAGAAAAUGUAUGUGUUGUAGAAUCAACGGCUUUUAUCGAUCACUGGGUGAUUGCCAUCUAA
This is a messenger RNA of Haemonchus placei, 225 nucleotides long. NCBI's taxonomy places the organism in Eukaryota, Metazoa, Nematoda, Chromadorea, Rhabditida, Trichostrongylidae. The record is from the annotation of a GenBank genome assembly.